Messenger RNA from Malus domestica (apple), 2740 nucleotides. RefSeq lists its product as uncharacterized. The record is from RefSeq and is a predicted model, not a curated record. Gene Ontology annotation, cellular component: cytoplasm. Gene Ontology annotation, molecular function: ATP binding; protein serine/threonine kinase activity. Lineage: Eukaryota; Viridiplantae; Streptophyta; Magnoliopsida; Rosales; Rosaceae. Gene Ontology annotation, biological process: protein phosphorylation.
AAUAAAAGAAAAUUGAACCCAAAACACUUUCUCUUCGAUUCCUUUGAAGCUCUCAAAGCUUCUGUGCAGUGGGAGAGGGAGGGAGAAAGAGCCCCCGAUACAGAUACGACGCGAAAGAGAUCCACCCAUGGAUUCAAUACGCAGACAUUAGCUUCUCGGGCAUACAGAUUCGUAUCAAAAUCGCAUUUUGUGUAAAGGAUUUCGUAUCCAAAGCCAAUAUAUAUUUGGCUUCAUAGAAACUGAUAUUGGGUGAAUUUGGGGUUGUGAAUUGGAAGUUCGGGUGUUGGAAGAAUUUGGUGAUAUUGUAGUGUUGUUUAGUGACCUUCGUUUUACUGGUUAAGCGGGCAAAGGGGGAAGCAACUUGUGCACGAAAAUGGCUGAUGAUGCAGCAGCUUUGGCAGAGGCUGCAGGAUCAAGAUUUAGUUCAUUGGAGCUAAUUGGAAGAGGAUCGUUUGGUGAUGUGUAUAAAGCGUUUGAUAAAGAGCUUAACAAGGAAGUUGCAAUUAAAGUAAUUGAUUUAGAAGAAUCAGAGGAUGAGAUUGAGGAUAUUCAGAAGGAAAUUUCAGUUUUGUCACAAUGUCGAUCUCCUUAUAUUACAGAGUAUUACGGUUCCUAUCUCCACCAGACAAAACUUUGGAUAAUAAUGGAGUACAUGGCCGGUGGCUCUGUUGCUGACCUACUCCAAUCAGGUCCUCCACUGGAUGAAAUGUCAAUGGCAUGUAUUCUUCGUGAUCUGCUGCAUGCAAUUGAAUAUUUACAUAAUGAAGGAAAAAUUCACAGAGAUAUCAAAGCGGCAAACAUUUUAUUGACAGAAAAUGGCGAUGUUAAGGUGGCCGAUUUUGGUGUUUCCGCACAACUUACAAGGACAAUAUCAAGGAGGAAGACAUUUGUAGGAACACCAUUCUGGAUGGCUCCAGAAGUAAUCCAGAAUUCUGAAGGAUAUAAUGAGAAGGCAGAUAUCUGGUCUCUGGGAAUCACUGCUAUUGAGAUGGCAAAAGGGGAACCACCACUUGCUGAUCUUCACCCAAUGAGAGUUCUCUUCAUUAUACCUCGAGAAAAUCCACCUCAGUUGGAUGAGCAUUUUUCUCGGCCAAUGAAAGAAUUUGUUGCACUUUGUUUGAGGAAGGUACCAGCUGAGCGUGCAAGUGCCAAGGAACUUCUAAAGCACCGUUUUAUUCGGACUGCAAGGAAGAGUCCAAGGCUUCUUGAGAGAAUAAGAGAGCGUCCAAAAUACCCUAUCAAGGAAGAUGCUGACAGCCCUAGAAAUGGUCCUACAGCUAGAGGGGAGAUAUCUAGUACUGUGAAAGUGACAAGAAAUAUAAGAGAUGAAACUGUUGGAGCUAGUGACCAGGGUAAGACCACGAAAAAUGCUGGUUGGGAUUUUAGCAUUGGAGCACAGGGUACAGGUACUGUUAGAAGUGUUCCAAAACUAAAACCACCGCAGGCAAGAGAGAGAAAGCCAGAAGGCAGUCAGAUUACCCCUGGAAGAGCCCCAGAGAGUACUAACCAACGGUUCUCGGCGUCUGGGAAUGCUCUUCAAGAAUCACGUGAAGAUUAUUUUUUUAGGAAUGGUAGAGAUUCAUAUCAUGAUGAGUCAAAUCCUGAAGAUGAUGAAUUGACUGUGAGUGGGUCAGGAACUGUUGUUAUACGAACUCCCAAAGGAUCCCAACCAUCUACUCAGUUUCGUGAUCAAAACUCUCUGUCUAGCGGCACAUAUGCUUCAUAUGAAGAUACUUCUUCCAGUGGAACUGUUGUUUUUCGUGGUCAACAUGAUGAUUCUGAUUCUCCUCGAACGCCUAAAUCGAGGCUGGGAAUUCAAGAGAAAACAUCAACUGCCUCAAACGAAGACAGUGCCAUUAAUCUUGCAGAGGCAAGGGCCGCAAUUCAAGGAGGGAGGAAAGGAAAUGCCAGAGAUAGGUCUGCACUUAACAAGAUCAACUAUGAUGCGCAUGAUAAUAGAAGAGAGCAGACGACAAGUAGCUCUGAUUCUUCCAGACAAUCUCAUGAAUACUUAGAUGCCCCAAAGGCAUUUCCAAGAUCAUCCCAAUCAAGUGAUGACGAAGAAAGUGCAAAAGUUAUAUCAUCGUCUGCAGCACUUUCAAUAUUGCUUAUCCCUUCGUUAAAAGAGGCCAAUGCUGAUGAUUCAGAAGCGUCAGCUGUGCGUUCUGUUGUAAAUUCGCUGGUCAAGUUGGAGAGUUUGAAGCCGGGAUCUUCUGAAGUUUUUGUCAGCAAAUUGCUUCAGCGAUUAGCAAGUUCAAAAGGUCCAAAGGAAUCUCCAUUGAAAGAUCUACAGGAGUUGGCUGCUCACAUCUUCGCUAAGGGCAAGACAGCUGCUGGAGAAACACAAAAUGCAGAAACUGAUAACAAGAAAAGGCAGCAGAACAAGGAAUUUCAAUCCAAUGCAAAUAUAAGCCCACUCGCAAGAUUUUUGCUCUCAAGAUGGCAAGGGCAAGUCUCGCGCGAUCUCAACCCGGUUUGAAAGAGGUUCGAGUAGCGAUUGGAUAUUUAUUUUUGUAGUGUGAUUCCUGUUUAUGCAUUAUACUGGUUUGAUGUACAUAUCAGUGUAAGAAACUCUGCAUUUUUCAUCUGUUAUGAUUAAUUUUUUUAAUAACAUUUUUGUUUGGGAGUAGCCAGCAUUGAGUUUAAUUAGGGGUUUGCUAUUGUUUUAUCAUCGUUGUAAUGUUACCAAAAUUGGUUAUAUUUAUUCAUAAUCAUAUUAUUGGUCGUGGUUUUUGUGGAA